Messenger RNA from Carya illinoinensis, 2968 nucleotides. RefSeq lists its product as uncharacterized. Lineage: Eukaryota; Viridiplantae; Streptophyta; Magnoliopsida; Fagales; Juglandaceae. The transcript is spliced from 3 exons. The coding region runs from base 339 to 2540 and encodes 733 amino acids. The record is from RefSeq and is a predicted model, not a curated record.
UUGUCUUAUCCUCAACUUCUAACCCUCUCUCUGUCUCUGGUCUGGAACUUGCUUUUUGUGUUUUUAUUAUGCAUCUUGCUUUACUGCUCUUGGCAUGGUUCUGUCUGUCUUUUCUUUUUCCCUGCACUUUUGUUGAUUACUGGGGAAGCCUUUGUAGUCCUCUAUGGGUCACACCGUCCUGUUUAUUAAAUUGGGCUGUUGGGUUUUGGUCUUAUAUAGAUUUAUCGUGAUUUUCAGCUGAAGAGAUUGAAGGACAUGAUUGCAUCUGUGCUAGUCGUAUGUGGGGUUUUUCUUUCAGUUCACUUCUCUGAGAUCUAGUGGGAACUGGGGAGCUAACAAUGGGACUAGAGAUGGAGUUGGACUUUCAUAAAAGUUGCAAAGUUGGUCUGAGUCCGAACACUGUUCUUCCAUCUCAUCAAGAUUGCUCAAAUGUUGAAAAGAGAAAUUUGAAAGGGAAAUCCACUUGUAAAGAUGAAUCAUUGAGCCUAAAGAAGGACUUCAUAGAGAUUAACCUUUCUCGCUUUUGCAGUUCUUCCUGUAAAAGCAUACAAAAUAGACCUGUUGGACUGGAAGGUAACAUUGAACUCGAGCGAGGGUCCAUGUAUCAAAGUUCCAGAGAGGUAAGGAAAAUGAAGAAAAGCACAGUUGGAGGAGGGAGAAAUAUUGAAAUUUGUCGUAGUAGUGACACCUCCCUCUCUUUUAGAAUUGUUGACUCAUUGUGUGGUUUCGAUGAAGAAGGAAGAUCUCCCGUGGUAGCUUUGGAUUCAAACUUUAGUCCAACAUCUGUUUGCAGGCCUUAUGCAGAACCGUGCUCGUCAGAUAGCUUUCAUGAAAUUUGUCUCAAUUUGAAUAGCAGGGAUAACCCUGCUGAUACCUUAGGGAAAGAUUCAGUAUAUCAAAAUUUUAGAAGUGAUGAAGCAGUUGGUCCUUUAAUGGAUAGUAAUGAGCUUCUUGAAAGAGAGAGAGUUCACUCAUUGCACAAGUCACUUUCUGCUAAGGUUGAAAUGCCCCAUUCUCAUUCACCAUCACACAGUGAUUGCUCCUCCAGAGUCAGCUCCAAUACCAGAUUCAGCCCUAUCAGAAAUCUGUUUGAUCCAUUCAAGAAGUCCAAAUCCUUGCGAAGUCCUUUGGGUUACAUAGUAGAACCUGGUGGGCUCAAAGCAUCCGGGACAACAAACAUGAGGAGUAAAACAUGCAGGAAAUCUUUGCUGCAUGAUUUCUCAAAUGCAGCGAAGGUAUCACGAGUUGAUCCUCAGUUUGUUGGAAGAGAGAACCACCACUCAGUAGUUGCCUGUUCACCUGUUCACCUACAUGGCUAUCUCAAGUUAAAAUACAAACAUGGAGUGCCAUUAUUCGAGUUCUCUUUGAAGUCCCCAGAAGAUGUUUUUGUUGCCAAGGUGUGGAAGACAGAUAAUGCUUUCCAGUGGGUAUAUACUUUUCACUCCCUUAACAGCAGAAAGAAGAGCAAUGCCAGUGGACGGGGAUGGAAUGGUGGCGACAGAGAUUCCUCCAUGGUGGGCCAGAUGCAAGUUGCCUGUUAUUUAUGUUCAGAACUAAAAGAUAGUGGAGUUUUUGUCAAUUCUGUGGUGACAGAGUUUGUAUUGUACGAUAUUGUGCAUGCAAGACAAAAUGUUGCAGCCCAAGAAAAUGGUACCCCUGAUGCUGUUAAAUUUCCCAAAGGUUCUAAUCCAGGCUUGGCAAAGGAAACAUUUGAGAAUGAUAAGUCUCACUCAAUGAAGGUGAAACUAAAACAGCGGCAGACCUCUGAGAAAGGUGAUUUUAAUUCUUCAAAUUCUUACCCUUGGGCAUCAGCAGAAUUGCAUCCAAAUCUUGAAAUUGCAGCCAUUGUUAUGCAAGUACCAUUUGAGAAGAGAGAGAGCUUGAGAUACAAGAGAGAUGAUAAAAUUAGUGAUGAGCUGAUCCCAAGCCUACAUAAUCAUUCUAUGAUUGAGCAGACAAAAGAGGACCUCCAUUAUAGCAGAAGUCCCGAAAAAUUAAAGGUGUUAAUCCCAAAUGGAAACCAUGGUUUUCCAAGUGCUGAAAGUCGAGGCCCUUCAUCAUUAUUAGAUCGCUGGAGAUUAGGUGGAGGCUGUGACUGUGGUGGCUGGGACAUGGGCUGUCCCCUCACUGUUUUAGGCAAUCCUUGUAUUCAAUGCGCUGAAGAUCAACCACUCGACAAGAAUCAGCAGCCUUUGGAGCUGUUUGUUCAGGGAGCAAAAGAGAGUACACCAUCGCUGACCAUGACAGUUGUUGAAGAGGGAGAGUAUGCAGUUGAUUUCCAUGCACAGUUAUCCACGUUACAAGCAUUCUCCGUUUGUGUUGCCAUUUUGCAUGGCACGGAAGCUUCAAUCGAUGCCAGGAAGGACAGAAACAAACAGUUAUCACAAAACAAUUCGCUGAAAGUGCUUAUUGAUGAAGAAGUGAAAUUUCUAAUCGAAGCAGUCACAACAGGGGAGAAGACAAAGGUCACUAAGAUGGUAAAAGAAAUCCCACCAUCUUAUGUGAUCAAUCCUCCUUUUUCUCCCAUUGCUCGAGUUUAGAAUCUAUACUCAAUCAACUUGCUUAGUACAGCUAUAAUGGAUUCUUGGAGACUCUCCCAGAUGUGUUUAGAGAUGGUCUCAACCUCAGAAGACAUAGAGGAAAGCAUUACUCUUAGAUGAUUUCAGUGCGUGCGGGUUAUUUCCAGCUGAGGUGUCAAAAUCCUUAUGUUAUUCAAUUCAUUCUUCAACUCCUAUAGAGUUAGAAUCUAAAUAGAACACAGCAUUGUCCAUAUUGUAGCUUGAUAAAGAGGGAAUAGAAGCAAUCAUUAGGUUGCCUAGAGUGAGUAAUCCUUUCUCUUUUGCCUUGUGUGUAUCAUGAAGGAUAUGGUGCCAAGGAAACUAGAUAAAUACUUUGUUCUCAAGAAGUUUUGUAUCCCCGAAAUAAUGAAUAGUUGUACUUAUCAGAAAAGAAACUACGAAUAUCCUCA